AGUGCCCUCAUGGAAAGUGGCUGCCUCCGAUUUGUGAGAACAAUUGCCCUGUAUGCUAUAAUGGGGGUGUGUGUUCUGUUUCAUAUGGAUUAUGCAUCUGUCCCCCGGGCUUCAAAGGAGAUAACUGUGAAAUCGCGUGUGGCCAUAAUAAUUGGGGACGCGAUUGCAAUAUCGUAUGCAGCAAUACAAAUCCAGGUUGUCCAGGAGCUCUGUUUUGUCCUCCAGACCCUGUCGGUUGUUCGUGUAUGUCCGGUUAUGGUGACCUUGAUUGUAAAAAAAAAUGUGACACUGGAACAACAGGCAAGUAUGGACCCGGAUGCCUUCUUGAUUGUCACUGUAACGCUACUGAAUGUCAUCUUUCAGAGGGUUGCAACACAAACGUCACUUGUCAUACUGGUUAUACUGGCGCCCGUUGUCUAG
This is a messenger RNA of Anneissia japonica, 420 nucleotides long. RefSeq names its product angiopoietin-1 receptor-like. The transcript is spliced from 3 exons. Lineage: Eukaryota; Metazoa; Echinodermata; Crinoidea; Comatulida; Comatulidae. Gene Ontology annotation, molecular function: scavenger receptor activity. The annotation marks the transcript as partial. The record is from RefSeq and is a predicted model, not a curated record.